UAUUGAAAUGAGCUGAACAGAGGGAGUAGAGGAAGAUCAGCCAAAGCUGAGGAGCUCCACACUGCACACACAGGAGCAGGCGCAGGCGCAGGGUGGCCGCGGGUAAAACUUCUCACCACACACACACUUAGGCUAAUAGCAACAGUUUGGGUGUAUCUGGAGCAGCUCGGGUCGGACUGCUGGACUCCGCUAUGGGCUGCUGAAGGGGCCGAUGCUCUCUGGAUAGUCUGAUGAAACUCGUGAACUGUAGGCGAGGAACACAUUUUAAACUGUUUGCAUCUGUUUUCUGAACACUUAUCCUGUAAAAUAACUGUGGCGUAUUCCUACUGACUAAGUUGCAGGGACAUUACGGAUUAUAUUUUCCUCCAAAAAAUAAUAAAUAAUAAUAAUAAAAAUAAUAAUAAAGCCAGAACAAGAACAAGAGGCAAGAGCGCGCAAGGAAGGCAACUGGUUUCCGGUCCGUUUCCGGUCUGUUUCCGGUGAGAUUUACCUGCUGAGAGCAUGAGCCAGGCGGACGUGAGCUGCUCGGCGCGUCAGCGCGUCUUCCAGGAAGCUCUGCGCAAAGGCAACACGGCGGAGCUGCACUCUCUGCUGCGCGGCAUGACCAACUGCGAGUUCAACGUGAACUCGUUCGGGCCUGAGGGUCAGACGGCGCUGCACCAGUCCGUCAUCGACGGUAACCUCGAGCUCGUCAAGCUGCUGGUGAAGUUCGGCGCCGAUGUGCGUUUGGCAAACCGGGACGGCUGGAGCGCGCUGCACAUGGCGGCUUUCGGAGGCCACCAGGACAUCGCACUCUACCUCAUCACGAGGGCCAAGUACUCAUCAGGAGCGCUCUGAGAGAAGCCAGCAGACGCAGAGAAAAGCCGGACAUGAAUUAAAGCAGGUUUCCCUUUAACCUGGUCCUGGAGUGAAGCCCUAAUCCACCUCAUCUAGAGCUGCUCGAUAUAUCGCUUGUUCACUGUUAUUGCGAUAAUAGCUUUUGCGAUACUUGCGUAAUAAUCUGACCAGAUCGGAUUGCCCCUUUAUUUUCUGAUCUCAGCAAAAAUCCACUCAAGGCACUGUAAAAUCUUGCAGAAUAUCAGACCAUGGUAAUUAUGUACUACAAUUAUAAAUAAUCAACCAAUUACAACAGAUUAAUCAGUCAGGUGGUUAUUUUCAUCUGAGCAUGGUUUAGAGUAGUACAUUAUAAAAACAGCCCAAUCUGGUAACACAGACUGCAGUGUCCAAAAGAAGCCUUUAGAAAAUCACAAAAUUCUUAGUGUUCUGUGACCUCCCUCAGAAGAUGAGUGUCUCCAACAGAGGUAAAACCGUGCCACAUCAGCAGUUCACCAGUGUGCUUUUUUUUUUUUUUUUUAUAAGAUGUAUUGCAAUCAUGAAAUGUAGCAAUAUGUGGUAUUUUUUUCGAUAUCAUGCAGCUCUACCCUGCACAUUUUUGUGUUCUCCCUGCUCUGCUGCACUCAUUUUAACCUCAUUAGGGCUUUUUCAAUAGCUGGUGAGUUGAGUCGGGUGUGGAUAAACACCAAAAUGUGCAGUUUCUGAGGACUCCAGGACCAGGAUUGUGAAACGCUGCCUUAAGCCUAUCGCAUUCGACCACUUUUUGUGCCAAAGUCAAAGACUGAUUAUUGGUGAUAUAGUGUGGCACGGAUUCAAGUCCAAAAUGCAGAUGGUGUUGGGUUGGUACAAUGUCAAAGAUGUGGUUUGUGAACAAUGAAUACAGUUUAUAUUAUACAUUUAAUCAGUGCAUGAUUUAUAGAUUACAUUCUGAAUAUAUUCUACUCACAGAUUGCUGACACUGAGAUACAAUGACAUAGCUGGAUUGAUAUAUACAUGUUAAACAGGUUCUUUGCUUUUUUUUUAAAUGGCAGGAAUGGUUAUUAGCUGAUUGAUGCAUAUAGGGUUAUGACUUUGUCAGGAUUCUUACCUCAAAAUUGGUGUGGAGACGUUCACACAGUAAAAGAUUCAGGAUCUCCAGCGAAAUAUGCAUUUCUUCCAUGGCUUUUAAAGAGCAGUUGUUGUACAUGGAAGCCUCAGCUUGUAAAACCCUACUGAUUUCCAAUUUCUAGGAACAUUUUUCCCCCUAACUUGAACACAGUGUAAACACAAUAGUAUCAAAUUUAAAUUCACACCAGCAGGGGAUUUAGGCUCAAGCUACCUAAUUGUGAAAUGAGGAAUGACUGGGUGCUUUCAGGGCCAAGCCUGUCACCAUUAUCGUUUUAUGCUAUAGUCAUUUUAAAUGUUAGACUGCUCACUCAAUGUAACUUAUUAGUUUCUCAAGAAGUUGAGCAGAUUCACAGAAUCAUAUUGUAUUACACACGUCUAUCCAAUGCACUGCAUAUUGAAGUACAUAAGCCUGUUUUUUUGCCCAGUUUUAUUGCCAAUGCUGGAAAAAUGUUCUGAGUUUAGAAAAUUGUGAGAAAACACUGAUGAAGUAUCAUUCAAAGCCAGUAUAGAAAUAUGCAUCAUUUAUACUUGAGAAUGUUUGAAACUAUUGCACUGAUGGCUGUUUUAUGAACAGUUGGUGUCACAACCAACUUUGAAAGAUACUAUUUUUCUAAAUGGAAAAAAAAUCAUAUUGUAUGGAAGCUCCAUGGUAGGUUAGUCUUCUCUCACUUUUGGCAAAGACAUUGAAAUGUCUGUAGAUGUUGAUUUAGAACUUUGUGAAGCGCUUUACUUGGUGUUCCUCCUUGCACAAUAUCGAACACUUGUCACAAAAACGUGACAUUGUUUUAAUAUCUGAGCAAUUUCAACACUCAAUGUUAUGUUGAUUUCUUUUCAUGGAAGAACAUUCAGGUAAAGUGUUCAGUAAUUCUUGGAGCACUUCUUCACAGAAGUCCCGUCCUCCUCUUUUUAAGGGGGGCGUUACAUGGUAAAAUCGGUGUAGCGCAAUGUUACACAAUGCACAAGUCUUUACUUGAUAAUGCCAUAACAUUUAUGACAUGAGAGUAAAAAAAAAAUACCAUCCUUGGUUGAGAUAAAUGUCAAAUGACUGUGAUUUUAUUGGACCAACUUUUUGGAAUUCUUAUUUUCUGCAAAGAGAAGUUCAGAAAAAGAGACCAAACCACUGAUCUCUUGUUAUGCUUUUGUGAAUUGUUGAUAUGUUGUUGUUUUAUAUCUGUCUAGAAGGUUUGUUCUUAAUGUUUUAAAUGGUGUAAGUGGUCAUAUUUUGAAAGAUAUUACAUGUUUAUUUGUAUCUUUGUACAAAAGCCUUUUUAAAUAUUAAAUUCUGCUUUUCUAAAA
Pangasianodon hypophthalmus (striped catfish) is the source of this 3237-nucleotide messenger RNA. It is a transcript of the gene nrarpb, whose product is annotated as NOTCH regulated ankyrin repeat protein b. The transcript has 2 exons. Bases 502 to 837 code for a protein of 111 amino acids. The record is from RefSeq and is a predicted model, not a curated record. NCBI's taxonomy places the organism in Eukaryota, Metazoa, Chordata, Actinopteri, Siluriformes, Pangasiidae. Gene Ontology annotation, cellular component: cytoplasm. Gene Ontology annotation, molecular function: protein binding; phosphatase regulator activity; enzyme inhibitor activity.